Messenger RNA from Neogale vison (American mink), 2464 nucleotides. It is a transcript of the gene AKAP8, whose product is annotated as A-kinase anchoring protein 8. Gene Ontology annotation, cellular component: nuclear matrix; nucleus. The coding region runs from base 62 to 2191 and encodes 709 amino acids. The transcript is spliced from 14 exons. The record is from RefSeq and is a predicted model, not a curated record. Gene Ontology annotation, molecular function: DNA binding; protein kinase A regulatory subunit binding. Lineage: Eukaryota; Metazoa; Chordata; Mammalia; Carnivora; Mustelidae.
UGAGCGCAUGCGUCCUGUGGCAGCCUAGAAAAAGGGGCUGCUGGCGGGCCGAGCUGAAGACAUGGAGCAGGGCUACGGAGGCUAUGGGGCAUGGAGUGCUGGACCUGCCAACACCCAAGGUGCCUACGGAACUGGUGUGGCCAGCUGGCAAGGUUAUGAAAACUACAAUUAUUAUGGCGCACAGAACACCAGUGUCAACACGGGAGCGACCUACAGCUAUGGCCCAGCCUCAUGGGAGGCCACCAAGGCCAGUGAUGGCCUGGGAGCUGGGGGCCCUGCCGUGCACAUGGCUUCUUACGGCCCAGAGCCGUGCACCGACAAUUCCGACUCCCUCAUUGCCAAGAUCAACCAGCGUUUGGACAUGAUGUCCAAGGAAGGAGGCAGGGGCGGGAGCAGCGGCGGUGGGGAGGGCAUGCAGGACCGGGAGAGCUCCUUCCGCUUCCAGUCGUUCGAGUCCUAUGAUUCCAGGUCUUGCCUCCCCGAGCACCAUCCUUAUCGCCCCAGCUAUAGCUACGAUUAUGACUUUGACCUGGGGCCUGACCGAAACGGUGGCUUUAGCAGUCAGUACAAUGACUGCCGAGACCCAGCCCGUGAGCGGGGCUCCCUUGAUGGCUUCAUGCGGGGCCGGGGCCAGGGCCAGGGCCGCUUCCAGGACCGGAGCAACCCCAGCACCUUCAUGCGCAGCGACCCUUUCAUGCCGCCCGCAGCCCCCUCGGAGCCCUUGUCUGCUCCCUGGACAGAACUGAACUAUGUGGGUGGGCGGGGCCUGGGAGGCCCCUCCCCCAGCCGGCCACCACCUUCCCUGUUCUCCCAGUCUGUGGCCCCUGACUUCGGUGUGAUGGGCAUGCAGGGGGCCGGCGGUUAUGACAACUCAGUGUCCUAUGGAUGUGGCCGGUCACAGACCCGGAUGAGGGAUCGGCCCAGGCGGAGAGGGUUUGACCGCUGUGGCCCAGACAGCAUGGGCAGAAAACGGAAGCAGUUCCAGAUCUACGAUGAGCCAGAUGCCAAACUGGCCCGGGCUGAUAGCGAAGGAGAUUUUUCUGAAAACGAUGAUGGAGCUGCUGACUUCCGGUCAGGAGAUGAAGAAUUCAGGGGUGAGGAUGAAUUCUUCGACCCCGGGAGGCAGAGAGGAGAGAAGGACGAUGAGGAUGAUGAAGUAAAGAAGAGAAGAGAAAAGCAAAGGAGGAGAGACCGGAUGCGAGACCGAGCGGCCGACAGGAUUCAGUUUGCCUGCUCUGUGUGCAAGUUUCGUAGCUUUGAAGAUGAAGAAAUCCAGAAGCAUCUACAAAGCAAAUUUCACAAAGAGACACUGAGGUUUAUCAGUACCAAACUCCCUGACAAGACGGUGGAGUUCCUCCAGGAGUACAUCGUAAACAGGAACAAGAAGAUUGAGAAGCGGCGUCAGGAGCUGAUGGACAAGGAAAGCACAAAACCCAAACCAGAUCCUUUCAAAGGGAUUGGCCAGGAGCACUUUUUCAAGAAGAUAGAGGCCGCUCACUGCCUGGCUUGUGACAUGCUGAUCCCCGCGCAGCAUCAGCUCCUCCAGCGGCACCUGCACUCGGUGGACCACAAUCACAACCGCAGGUUGGCUGCUGAACAGUUCAAGAAGACCAGUCUCCAUGUGGCUAAGAGUGUUUUGAACAACAGACACAUAGUGAAGAUGCUGGAAAAAUAUCUCAAGGGUGAAGACCCUUUCACCAGCGAAGCUGUCGACGCAGAAAUCGAAGGAGAUGACAAUUUAGGAGGUGAGCAGAAGGAGGAGACACCCGAGGAGGUGGCCGCGGAGGUGUUGGCUGAGGUCAUUACGGCAGCAGUGAGAGCGGUAGAUGGGGAAGGAGCGCCAGCUCCAGGAGGCGGCGACACGCUGGCCCAAGGGGAAGGCCCCACGGACGCGGCCCAAGGGGAAGGCCCCACGGACGCAGCCCAAGCCGCUUGCGGUCCCCACUCCGAACAGCGGGUGGGAGUGGAGGCACCGUGUGGCGUGGCCUCUGAGAAGGGCAGCGCCGAAGCGGAGGCAGGAGGUGAAGCCGCGGAGGCAGGAGGUGAAGCCGCCGAGGCCGGAGGGGACAUGCAGGCGGCCGCAGCAGAGGUGGAAGACCCCGUGAGGGUCGUAACUCCGGCCCCGGCUGUCGCAGAAGCCGAAGCGGAACAGACUGAUGCGGACCCCAAAGACGUCCCUCCCACAGAGUGACCCUCCUCCCUGUCACCAGGGACAUGUUUCAUCACGCGUUGCUCUUUUCUCCUUUUGUUUGUAAGCAGAACUAGGGUGUGUGUUUCUGGAACAUGCUGGAAACUUUGGUGAAGAGACCCAGCCAUUUGCUUCAAAAAAGUGUACCUCACGGGCUUGUGUUCUAGAGUUGUAUGGCUUUCUGCCUUGGUUCGAAGGCUGCAGAAGUUGUACAUUCCCCGUGGCUGUGAAGUCUCUCUACACUGCAGUUGGAAUAAUAAAAGAUGGGUAAUUAGA